AUGGAAGAAGAUAACCACGAAAAACAACUUGAUGAUGGCGAAUCCUCUCUCUUUAAGACUUGCUUCAAUGCACUCAAUGCUCUUUCAGGAAUUGGAAUAUUAUCAGUACCAUAUUCACUAGCUCGUGGAGGAUGGUUGAGUCUGUCACUUCUCCUACUCCUAGCCGCAACUGCCUUCUACACAUCCUUACUCAUGACAAAAUGCAUGAACGCUGACCGCACCAUCAAAACCUAUCCUGACAUUGGAGAACGCGCGUUUGGUAGACCUGGAAGAAUCAUUGUAUCAGUCUUCAUGCACCUAGAACUCUACCUAGUCACCACAGGUUUCUUGAUCCUUGAGGGUGACAAUCUUCACAAUCUUUUCCCCGGGUUUAACAUCAAACUGAUGGGGUUGAGAUUGAACGGGAAACAAUCGUUCAUGGCGUCAGUGGCACUUGUCAUCAUGCCAACUCUGUGGUGGGAUAGUUUAAGUGUCUUGUCUUAUGUUUCUAUGAGUGGGGUUUUAGCUACGGCCGUUACUCUUGGAUCAAUAUCUUGGGUGGGAGCGUUUGAUGGAAUUGGGUUUAAUCAAAGUGGGAAGCUGAUAAAUUGGAGUGGGAUCCCUACUGCUUUGAGCUUGUAUGCUUUUUGCUAUGGUGCGCAUCCAGUGUUGCCCACUUUGUAUUCUUCUAUGAAAAGCAAACAUCAGUUCAACAAUGUCCUACUUAUAUCUUUUAUAUUAUGCACCAUAGGUUACACAUCAAUGGCUGUUUUGGGCUACUUAAUGUAUGGAUCUAACACUUUAUCACAAAUAACAUUGAAUCUACCGAUUCAUAAGACGAGUUCAAAGGUGGCUAUAUACACAACCCUUGUGAACCCCAUAGCCAAAUAUGCGUUGAUGAUCACACCAACGGUGAACACCAUAAAAGAUUGGUUUCCUAAGAAGUACGCAAAGAAAUCAUACUUGCAUCUUUUGAUAAGUACAUUGUUCAUAACAAGUAGUGUGUUUAUCGCCGAGACACUUCCUUUCUUUGGCUAUAUGAUGUCUCUGGUUGGUGCAUUACUGAGCGUGACGGUUUCUAUUCUUCUCCCUUGCCUAUGUUACUUGAAGAUCUCUGGGAAUUUCAAGAAACUUGGGUUUGAGACUGUAAUGUUGUUUGGUAUGGUGGCCAUGAGUGUUCCCAUUGGUGUUUUGGGAACUUACAUUGCAAUUCGAGAAAUGGUUGGUAGUGUUUGAAAGUUUAUAUUGAUUAUAGAGCAAAUAAAGGAACGAAUUCGGUUAAAUAAAGUUUAUAAAGAUGUUGCAACAAUUUAUAUAUUUAUGUUUCUACAUCAUGUAACAUAGUGACAUACUUUAUACUUUGUAUGUGCAUUAAUAUCUCCA
Eruca vesicaria subsp. sativa (arugula) is the source of this 1362-nucleotide messenger RNA. NCBI's taxonomy places the organism in Eukaryota, Viridiplantae, Streptophyta, Magnoliopsida, Brassicales, Brassicaceae. The record is from the annotation of a GenBank genome assembly.